This is a messenger RNA of Acaulospora colombiana, 249 nucleotides long. NCBI's taxonomy places the organism in Eukaryota, Fungi, Glomeromycota, Glomeromycetes, Diversisporales, Acaulosporaceae. The record is from the annotation of a GenBank genome assembly.
AUGACCGCCUCGAGACAUAUCAUCGUCAAUCUUUAUCAGGAGUCAGCAGAUUCGCCUGGUUGGAGAAUGGCGAGCCAGACUUACGGGUCGAGAAAGGCUAUGGAGACUGGAACACAGCGGGCUAGCAAAAACUGGAGCUCAUGGGCCCAGCCAAUUCGGGCGGAGACCAAACACAUGGGUAACUUUGGAAACAGUACCUCAGGCAGCACAAUUUAUGGUAUGCUGAUAUGCGAUGACAAUCAGGGAUAG